AUAGAUCAUAGAGAGUCUAGAUCUAGAAUCUAAGUUCAAUAUUUCUAAGUCUAGAAGACCGUCACUCCACUGUAAAUUUAUCAAUUUAUGACUCAAAUGACUGAGAUCUAGUGAUGAUGGUGUGACUGACGCAAGGGACAGGGUAUCUCGAUCUCUUAGUAACCAGUGCCAGAUCGAAAUUAGUAAACAUCUACACAUCUCAAGAGACAUCAGACUUAGAUGGAUUAUAACAGCAUUGAAAAAUCUAUCAGAUGUUUUGUAUCAAGAUCAGAUGUCAAUGUUAUAACCAAGAGAAUGGUGAGGACUGAAUUCAUGAAACAGCAAGGUUUACUAUUUAUGAGCUCAUCACUUGAAAAAAACAUAGAUAGAGUGCUACAUAAUAUAAUCCAAGAACUUACUAAUUUAUUGAAACAAGGACAGCCACUGGAGUCGUUAAGACUAAUUGAAGCUACAAAUACCAAAGUUGAGCCCAGUAAUAUUCCUCUUAAGACUCAUGAGAAAUGUAAAGUCAACUUAAAUGCAUCAAAUAUUAAAAAUGCAUCCAAGACCAAACUUGUAAAUUCAUAUUCCACCCAGAAAAAUGAAAUUCAUAUAGAAGACGACAGAUCCAAAUCAAAUUUGGACCAAUUAAACUGCCUCAAAAAGAAAACCAAAAGUUCUGAGCAUCUUGAGGAGGUUCGAAGACGUAACCAUAACCAUUGUUUUCGAGACUUGUUUAGUGACAAACAUUAUUCAAAUUCUUUAACUGCAAAGAGUGUGAAAAAGAAUAGAUUAACAGUACCUAAAUAUUUCUCAGCAGAUGAGGUCAGAUUAUCAAUCCUGAACUCCGAUGAUAGUCAACAGAGCUGUGACUCAAUCUGUUCUGAACAAUUUUUACCUGACAGAGCAGAAGUGUUUUCCUCAUGGGAGGAGGAAGUAGCCCUGCUGGAUUCUAAUAACACUCAUACAAGUGACUGUGAUUGUGAUCAAGAAGAAUCUAAAGGAAAUAUCUGUGUUAAAGUAGUGAACUCCAAUGUACUUGCAAAUGACAGUGAAUCUCAAGUAAAUGAUGAUGACUGUGUUAAAGUAGUGAACUCCAAUGUACUUGCAAAUGACAGUGAAUCUCAAGUAAAUGAUGAUGACUGUGUUAAAGUAGUGAAUUCCUAUGUAAUUGUAAAUGACAGUGAUUGCGAUCAAGAAGACUCCAAAGUAAAUGAUGAUGACUGUGUUGAAAUAGUGAAUUGUAAUGUUCUUUUAAAGGAUUGUUAUCGUUUGGACUCAAAAGUAAGAGAAGUGGAAAAUAUGUCUCCUGUUACUUCCAAAAAGAAUGAAGUUAUUGUCAUUGACUCAAGCCCAGACAUCGACACAACAAAAAUGAAGAAGACAAAAAUAGAUGGCAGCAGAAAUUGGCUGAGUGUUUUUUCAAAAGAUGAUGUGAAAUCUUUGAUCUCUACUAAUUUGUUUCAGGAUAGUGCUUAUAAACUUCCCAUCAUAUCCAUUGAGAAGCUUGAAAAUGGUUCUAGCCAAAUCAAACAGAGACACUCUUUUACUGUUUUGAAAACUGGCUGUGAAAAGACCAAAACGGUUGAGGCUGAUUCUUGUACCAGCCCUGAAAAGAAAAGGCGGAAAACUUCCAAAUAUCACACUGAGAAAAAAUAUUCAAAAUCGUUGUUGGUUUCUGAUCAUAGUUUAAUUUCAUUUCAAACAGACUCAUUGAAAAGUUCUCAGAGAAUCAAAGGAAAUAUCUUACAAGAAGGCUUACCCAUGGACCAAGAAAGUAAGUCUAAAGGACAAAGUCAGUAUGUUGGAGUAUUGGUUGUAGGGCAGGAUGCUUCCAAUGUAGAAAAUAUAAUUGAUAUCACAAAAUAAAAGAAUUCUUUUCACCUCACUUUCUUGUGCAAUGAAAAACAAAAUUUCAAACUUCUUCAUGUGUGAGUGGGGGGUUAGGCAGAUGGCCUAUUGUAUUUCUCCACGGACAGAUUGCAUAGCCUCUACUUAUAAAUUUCUGUUUGUGAAAUGUUUACUUUUUGUUUAAUUACUUUGAGCACAGAAUCUUUCAGUUUUGACCAAAUGGGUACGAGCUGUUUUAUUUUUUGUUCAAAUCAAUAUUCUCCCCCCAUCCAAGAUAAGGGAUGUUGAUCUCUGUGGAUAUUUGACUGAGGGAAAUGGUGUCUGGCCUCCAGCAUGACCAUAAGUAAAGUCAUCUGCUGAUUCAUUGAGUAUAAGGUUUGAAAAGCUGUGAAUGGAUGAAAGAAAAAUCUGCUUUUAAAGUUUUAAAAAUAAUUAUGCUCUUUCUUUAAUUUAUAGGAAUCCUUGUUUAAUACUGUACAGCUUAUGAUGUUGAUUUACUGUUGCAAUGCAGGUAUUAUUGCAGCUUAGGAGCCAGUUAUAUUUAUUGACAUUAAGUUUAAAAACAAGUGAACCUAAUGUCAUAAGUGGUUUUUACAUUUUGUGUUCUGUAGGGGUGACAAGCCAUCAUCAUCUACUGUUGAAGUCAAGUUUAAUGUUUUCUACAAAUCUUUCGGUAUUUGUGUAUUGUCGUUGAUGUCCAUAUGUUCACUUGUGCUUUAUUUUUGUCAUUGUGUGAAUUAUUAGUUGAUUAUUGAAAUUAAAAAUAAAAUUAAAGAAAUUAAAAAUAAAAUUAAACAU
Molecule: messenger RNA, 2628 nt
Organism: Biomphalaria glabrata
Lineage: Eukaryota; Metazoa; Mollusca; Gastropoda; Planorbidae
Exons: 4
Coding region: 220-1848 (542 amino acids)
Source: RefSeq, a predicted model, not a curated record